This is a messenger RNA of Empidonax traillii (willow flycatcher), 9954 nucleotides long. Its product is annotated as hydrocephalus-inducing protein homolog. The record is from RefSeq and is a predicted model, not a curated record. Gene Ontology annotation, biological process: cilium movement; axonemal central apparatus assembly. NCBI's taxonomy places the organism in Eukaryota, Metazoa, Chordata, Aves, Passeriformes, Tyrannidae. Gene Ontology annotation, cellular component: axoneme. The annotation marks the transcript as partial. The transcript is spliced from 56 exons.
AUGAAUGAACGCCGUGAGGAGGUUCGCCUUUACUACGACAAACUCGAGACUGAGACAGCAAAGAUUCAAGCAGACCCCCUGCUGUUCUCAGACGACGUUUUCACCAUUGAGCCCUUGGAGGGAGAGGUUGGUCCACAUAGUUCAAUGGAAAUCAAGGUGUUCUUUAAACCCCAACAAGCCCAAGUCUAUGAAAGAGUGGCCCACUGUGACAUCUCAGGCCGUGAGAGCAGGCUGCCCCUGCGCCUCAAAGGGGAAGGCCUCGGGCCCUGCCUCCAGCUCAACAUUGAUGAACUCAACAUGGGGAAGCUUUUUGUUGGAGAAACCUACAGCUAUGAGGCGAUGCUGGUUAACAAAGGAGAUAUUGACACUCCCUUUGAGCUCGUCCCUUCAACCACCAGCUAUGGCUCCUGCUUCAGCUUUCUGCCCCAGAAGGGCAUCAUUCCACCAAAUGGGUUCCAGUCCCUCCAGAUCUCCUUCAGUUCCACCACCCUGGGGGAGUUCUAUGAAAAAUUCCAGUUCAAUGUGACUGCAUCCCCUAAGCCUGUGACCUUUACUAUCAGGGGCCAGGUCACUGGACUGAGCCUGAAUUUCAGCACAGGAACCCUUGACUUCAAUGACGUCUCCUUUGGCUUUCCUCACACCUUGUCGUGCCGCCUGAUCAACACCUCCGUGGUGCCCAUCACCUUCCACCUUCGCAUUCCUGAGGACGGCCAGGGACAGCCCAGCCUUACCAGCUUUGAUCAAAUGAAAGACAACGAUCACCCAUCCUGGGAAAAGGGCACAUUGACUCAAUUUCAUGAGAAACCAAAGGAAUUUACCAUAACACCGAGCACAGGCACCAUCCAUGCCAGGGGAUUCCAGGAGAUCACGGUCACACUGUGUUCCAAUGAUGUGGGACAGUACGACUGUGAUAUGGUGGUGGACGUGGAUGGUUUUGGAAAGGAGGUGUUAGCUCUGCGCCUCAAAGCCAGAUGUGUCAUUCCUGACCUCCGGUUGCUCAACUCCACCCUCGACUGUGGAAAGUUCUCUCUAAAGGAGCCUUGCAAGCAAAAGCUGACCCUCGUGAACCCGAGCCCCCUUCCAGGAUGCUACAGAGUUCUCCCUCAGAAACACCAAGAGGAGGCUACUCUGUGGUACUCCUGCCCCAAGCCGUGUGGGAUUAUCCAGGGUCACGACGUGCUGGAGAUCCCAAUCACGGUUGAAGCCCAGGCGGUGGGUGCUCAUUCCACCGUGGUGGAUAUCGCCGUGUUCGGGAAGGAAAGACACCCACUGCAAAUGGAGUUAAUGUGCACUGGAAACAUACCGCUCGUCUAUGCAACUGUGACUAAGAUAAACUUCGGCAAGAUCCGAGCGAUACAGGACGCUUCUGAAACCUUCCAGCUGUGCAAUCUGAGUAUUGUCCCUGCAGCCUUCAGAGUGGAGAUCGGUGGCAAGUGCUGGAGAAUUGAACCCAGGGAGGGAGUGAUCCCUGCCAACACUGAGAUUCCUAUGGUCAUCACGGCAAACCUGGAUGACACAGGGAAAUUCGAAGACAGCAUGAAGCUGUUCAUUGAGAACAGCCUUACCAGUGUCAUCCCCAUCGAGGCUGUAGGCUUUGGCACCACAGUUACCAUUGACAAACCGUUUGCUCCAGAGCUCAAGCUGGAACCCCAGUUCAACUCUGUUCCCUGCAUUUUCCGGUUCAACGUAACCAACAAGGGACGGCAGUUCCAGCGGCUGUACUGGGGCACAGAAGGUUUCAGCACCUUUCGACAGCGUCAUCCCCUCCCUGCCCUCAGUGUCCCCAGGGGCAAAAAUGCUUCCCAGAGACCCAAAUCUGCCACCCCCAUAUUUAAGCUGCGGCCACGGUGUAUGCAUCUGCAGCCAGGAGAGACCUCGGAGCUGGUGGUGGAAGGCUUCUCCAGCAUUGUCCAGGAGGUGCAGGAGAAGCUGGUGUGUUGCACAGCCGUGGGGUCAGAUACAGCAAUGAAAGAGAUAAUAAAGACAAAGGUCACCUGCAAGUUCAUUUCUGCCACCCUGGAAGUGUCGUCCACUGCAAUCGCUUUCCGUGUGGAGAAGUACCCCGAUGAUGUCCUGACUCUUCAGUACAAGCCUCUGUCUUUAAAAAACACCUGCUGCUUGCCAUUCAGCGUCUUGCUGGAUGUGGAGGAGCCGUUCCUAGUCUGUGACGUGGACCAGCAGCCCCUCCCUGCAGAGGCUCAGCCUGUGAAGAUGGAGGCAGGGGAGGAGCUUCAUCUCUAUGUUGGCUUUAACCCAGCUCAUAAAAAGGAUCCGAUCAGCUGGGUAAUGGAGAAGACUAUGAAGAUCCGGUUAGUGGAACAUCCUCUUGCGGAAGACAUCACCGUUCGGGGAGAAGUCUACUUCCCGAAUCUUCAUAUCCCAGCCAAAGAACUGGACUUUGGUUGCAUCGAGGGUGGCACAGAAAAAGUGCGUUACCUGGAGAUGACCAACUGCAGCCCAAUUCCUGCCCACUACCGCUGGUCAUUCCAGAUGGACAGCGUGGAGUACCCGAAAGGGUUCAUCCCUUCCCCACCAUCAAAACCCCAACCACAAAUGGCCAAAUUCGGCUGUGUUGAGUGUGGGCGUUAUUCAAGGAGAUACUCCAGGCCUGGAAGUGUGCAGGAGCCAGCCAAAGCCCCAAAAGCAGCGCAGGACUCUCCCCAGCAGUCAUCACAUUCAGAGAAGUGCCUGGAAACAGAAGAGGAUUCUUCUGAAGAGUCUUCAGAUUCAGAGGACUCUCUGGAAACAGAUGAUGAUUCUUCUGAAGAGUCAUCAGAUGGAGAGGACUCCCUGGAAACAGAGGACGAUUCUUCUGAAGAGUCAUCAGAUGGAGAGGAUUCGCCGGAAACAAAGCAGGAUUCUUCUGAACAGUCACCAGAUUCAGAGGAUUCUCCGGAAACAAAGCAGGAUUCUUCUGAACAGCCACCAGAUUCAGAGGACUCCCCGGAAGCAAAGGUGCCGCCAGACACUGUUGCAGAGUCUCGGAGCUCUGUGGAGACGAAGGGAUCUGGGCAGUCAUCGGAGACAAAGCCCUCUGGUUUCAGAGCAGAGGAGGUUUUCAAUGUCCAGCCGGUGUCUGGUGUGCUGGAGCCGGGCAAGAGCCAGCAGGUGCCCUUCACCUUCUUUGGCCACACCAACAUCAUCGCCCGUGUCACGGCGCUGUGCCAGGUGGAGGGAGGCCCGACCUACCAGGUGGAGCUGAAGGGGGAGACUUCGGUCCUCACCUACCAACUGAGUGUUGAGGAGAUCAACUUUGGGCUGCAGCUCUUUAACGAAGUCAUCACAUCAGAGGUCACCCUGCAGAACAAGGGGAAGAUCGGAUUCACCUACACGGUACAGAGCCCCAGCACUGGCACUGCAGACAACCCUCUGCCUGGUGUGCUCGUGGUCGUGCCCGACACAGCUUACAUUGAACCUGGCGAGGAGCAAGUGCUGAAGCUCCAUUACCUGCCAGGAGUGCCAGGAGUCUUCUGCAGGACUUUCAAGGUUCAAGUGGACAACCUGAAACCGGCAGAAAUCUCCCUGAAGGGAGAGGCAGUCUUUGCUGGGAUCUGUAUGAAUCUGCCCUGGAGCAUCAAAGGAAAUAAAAAAUACAAGGAGCUAUUGAAACAGGCAAAAGGCAAGCUGAAAAAAGACAUUCGGGAGAGGAAAGCAAGUAUUUGGAGGAAGCUUCCAGUCAGGAGGCAACACGUGAAGGGCCGUGGCAUUGUGUCCAACAUUUGGCUGCGGAUGCAGAUGGAGGAGAUGCUGAUAAAGGAAGAUGCUCAGGAGCAAUACCAAAUUCUCAUCUCCCGCCCCCCAGAGGACACUGUCUUUGACAAGCACAUUGCUCAGAAGCUUGUCCAACUCAAGCUGCCCGAGUACAUCCUGGACAUGGGCACUGUCGUUCAGGGCUACAGUAAAACCUGCACUGUGCAGGUCACCAACACCUGGACGUACCCCGUGGCCGUCCAGGCCAAGGAACGUGCCCUGCAUAACACAGGUUUCAGCAUACACCUGGAGCCCAUGAAGUUCCUGGUCUACGGCGCCAGCAGGCUGUUUCAAGUGAACUUUGAAAGUGCCAACCUGCCAGUGGGAAAGGUGGAUGUGCUCCUGCCCAUCAAGGUGGAGAAAGGCCCCACGCUGCACAUCCGCCUCCGUGCCACUGUGGUUCAGCUGUUGCUCAGCGUCUCCAGGGACAGCAUAGAGUUCCCCGAUGUCCAGGUUGGGCAGAGCCAGUAUGAAAUAGUCCGGCUCUACAACCACUUUGACGCGCCCUGUGAAUGGUCCAUCACUGUCAACAAACCUGACAAGAAGGUGGAAAAACGUCCGAAGGAACUCAAGGCUGGGAAGGAUGUCUUUCAGUUGAAGGCCUGUGAGGGAACCCUUUAUGGCAGAGAGUGGUAUGAUCUUCAGAUCCAGUUUACACCCCAGGAAGAGAAAUCCUACAAAACCGAGCUGAAGAUCAACAUUCGUGGGAACAGCCAGCUCCUCGUGCUGCACGUCUCAGGACAGGGUCUCGAGCCACAGCUGGAGUUCAGCCCCGCAGAGAUCAAUCUGGGAGCGCUGCUGCCGUGCAGCUCUGAGCUGGAGAGGACAGUGGUGGUGAAGAACCCCUGCAAGUUCCCCAUUGAAUUUUACUCGCUGGAGUUUGAUGAGGAGUACCGUGAGGAGGAGAAGAUCCUGCGCACGCUGGAGGAGUUUGGAGACCGGACGGCCUUGAUGAUACCUCCACGCGCUGUGGGUGAGAAGCUGCCUCCAGAGGUGCUGGAAUACUAUGAGAAAUGGAAGCUGAUGGAGGCUCUGGGCCAAGAGAUUAUAUCCCAGCGCAAGGAAGAAUCAGGCCAGGACAAUGCAGUGCUUCAGGAGAGCAUCAGGUUGUUGAAGGACAUGUUGGACAAGUGUGAGCGCCCCAUCGAUCAGGCCAUCAGGCGCUACCUCGACACCAAUCCCUUUAUAGAAGAGUUCAGAGCCCAAAAGCCCAAAGGGAUUGCCAUCAUCGUCUAUGGGACACCCCGGACAGGAAAGACCAGGGUCGCGGCCGCCCUGUCCAGGUAUUACGGUGCCGCCUGCUUGUCCCUCGACCAGAUAGUGACAGAAGCCAUGCUGGACAUUGGCAGUUUGGUGGGGCGCCGUGCCCGGCACGUGUGCGUGGAGGCUGCCCAACAGGAAAUAGCCAUGGGAAAACAGAUGCCAGGUAAAAAGGAUGCUCAGACCAAGAAAACCCAGCCCAGCUCUAGGGACAAAGCUGGCCAGACAACCUCCCAUGCCGGACCCCAGAGCACUUCAGCAGCCAAGGAUAAGGCAUCCAGCAAAUCUCAGAUCGAAAGUGUUGCCACUGCUCCUGCACCACAGCCAUUGAGCUUCUAUGCCUGGAGGGGGAAGAGGAAGGAAAGGCUGGAGUGUUGGACCCGUGUGCUGCCUGAGAAAUUGCUGGUGGAUAUCAUCUCUGAUCGGCUGCAGCGGAGGGACUGCUACAAGGGAGUGGUGUUUGAUGGCCUGGAGACCCUCUUUGCGAGCAACCUGGCAUCUUCUCUCUUGUGCGUGCUCAAAGCUCUCGGUGACCGCCCUCAUAUCUACGCUGUGAACAUCUUCCAGGAUUCUGAGUUCUGGAAAGGCAGGCAGAGAGCUGCAAGAGAGAGGAGGACCGCUAAAAAAGUGUGGAAAGCACGGGAGAAGGCAGAAGCUGCCCGGAGAAAGGAAGAACGCCUCUGGGAUGUGGAUGUGGACGAGUACAACGCCCUCCCUGAGUGGAAGAAAGCUCUGCUUGAUUACAAAAUAGAAAAGAUUAAGCGUCAGCGGCGUAAGAAAAGGGAGCUUGAGCAGCUGGCUCGGGAGCGUGAGGAAAGCAAAAAGGUGACAUCACAAGCCUCAAAGAAGCAAGAUAAGCAACAGGAGAAGAAGACUGGCCGCUCAGUGAAGUUACCCGCAAAACCACAGCAGAAGGAAACCAAAACCCCAGAGGUCCAGGGCAAGCUCAAAAAACCAGCAGCAGCAAAACCACAGCAGAAGGAAACCAAAGGCCCACAGGUCCAAAGUAAGGGCAAAAAACCAGCAGCAGCAAAACAACAGCAGCAGGACACCAAAAUCCCAGAGGUCCCGAGUGAGCGUGAGAGGAUCUUGGACCUGAGGUUUAACAUCUAUGAGUCUUCGCAGAAGAACAUCGGACAUAUUCUGUCAUCCUGGGACAGGGUUCAGGGUAUCAUGAACCAAGUGGAAGACAAGUCCCAGUCUUCCCCUAAACGCAAAGACGAGAAGAACAGGAAGUCUCCAGAGAAGCCAGAGAAGGAGCCUCUGGAAAAACAUGGCGACUGUGAGAGUCUUCAGCAGGAAGGGGAAGUUGCAGAAGGCUCAGUCGCAAGCCAGGACAUUGGAGUACCCUGCUUGGACUUCCACUUAACACGUCAUCAGAAGGUGUUAAGGAGGAUCAUGAAGAGCAAGAAGCUGCCACCAGCAAAGCAGAUCCUGAACUCUCUGGGACUGGGUCCCUUAGGGCCUCCCAUUCCCCCUGGAGUUCUUUUCUCCGUGAUCCUCUACCCAGAGGAGGACAGAGUGCCCGCAGCAGCAGAAGAGCUCAGACACUUCAUCCUUGUUGAACCUGAAUAUGCUGCCACAGAUAAUGAUGUGGUCUCAGAGGCAGAGGCACAGGACCCCUUGAGCGAGGAGAGUGGCACGAGCAGCACCCAGGAAAAGCAGAGCUCCACCCAGAGCACAGAAAGUCUGCAGGAUCACUCCCCAGAAACACGCAAAAGUUCACUUGAGUCAAUGGAAAGCCAACUGCAGAGUGGCUCAACCCUGGAGGGACCUGACAGUGCCCCCAUGGGAUGGCGAGUGCACAGCCCUCCUCCUUGUCUCCUUUGCUCCUUAGCAAUGUCUGAAGCUUCCUUUUUACCUGCCAGGCUGAGAAGAUUCCGGUGGAUAGUUCCUGCCCACGGUGAGGUGGAACUGAAGAUUCGCUUCAGCGCCACAGUACCGGGGCAGUUUGACCAGAUGAUGAAUUUUGAGAUCCUGGGGACAAAGCGCUUGUACCAGUUGCCCUGCAGUGCCACUGCCCUGUACCCCAGCAUCAGCCAGAACCCACGGCUGGUGUUUCCUCAUUGGAGGAAGAGCAAGGAGGAAGAGGAGAUCGUCUGCAAGGAGUAUGUCAUGAGCACAAAGCAGUUCUACUUUGGACCGCUGCUUUGUGGAAAGUCAAGAGAGUGGGACAAGUCCCAGAACUGCACCGACAACAUCGAGAAGUUAACCAUCUUCAAUGACUUCGCCAUGGAGGCAGAGGUGCAUUUCUCCUUUGAGAACGACGACAAAGGAGAGACAUUCCUUUUGGACCCUCCCAGCAUGACACUGAAACCCAAAGAGAAGAAGAAGCUGAGUAUUUGGGCAUACCCGAGUUCCGCUGGCCUCGUGGAAGACAGUCUCAUCUGCUGCAUCAAGAACAACCCGGAGCCAGUGGUCUUCCGACUCAGCUGCGAAGGGGUGCACGUGAAGCUGGGGGUCAGCCCCCAGGAGCUGCAGUUCAACAAGCUGCUUCUGCACAGGACUGACACCCAGACCCUGGUCCUGAAAAACGACGGCCCACUGCCCAUGGCAUGGUAUCUCAGUGGGCUGGAUGACCUCGGAGAUGACUUCUCUGUGUCACAAGGCAGGGGCAUUGUUGGCCCCCACUCGGACUUCGAGGUGAAACUGAAUUUCAGGGCCGAGAAGAUUGGCAUCACUAACAAGAUGAUCCGACUAGAGGUUUCAGAUGCAGAAAACAUCCUGGGGAUUGUUCAUGCUGAAACUAUCAAAAUCUCUGUCGAGGUCUAUGAUGUUAAUCUGAACAUCAACAUGCCUGAAGGUCCAGACGGCACCGUGGAAUUUGGAACCAUUAAUGUCCUGGAUAAGAAGAAGGAAGUCCUGAGCCUGAAGAACCAAGGCUUAUAUGACAUUGAGUACAGCUUCAAGCUGAGAGCUGGAAGUGCCAAAGUCGGCAAGUUGGAAUCUCACUUCACUGUCCAGCCACAGAGGGGUUUGCUGAAAGCCUCCAAGCCACCUGUGAAAGUUGAGAUUCUCUUCCACCCUACAGCUGAAGUGUUUAUUAAGAGCAGACCCAUCCUGCUCUGCCAGGUCAUUGAUCCCAAACUGAGUGAAGAAGAGCAGGCCGUUGCCACCAUCCCACUGAGUGUGUCGGCAAGAGCUGUGUACAGCAAGUACAACAUCGAGCCUGCCUCACCCAUGGACUUUGGCGCCAUGAUUAAGGGCACGAAGGCGACCCAGACCUUAAUUCUGGAGAACAAAGGUUCCCUCAGCUUCAAAUUCGUCAUCGACCAAGCAUCUCCACUGCAAAGUUCACAGCAAGAGGAAUCUGCCCCCUUGGAAAGGGAAGGAAAGCGCUCGGAGCAGGCUCAGCUCACCGUAGGCAUGUUCACGGUGUCCCCUUGCUCCGGCUCCAUCGGUCCUUGGGGCAACCAGAAGAUCACAGUGGAGUGCAAUGCAGGACCAGAGGGGAAAUGUGAGGAGCAGCUGUGCAUUGACAUCAGCAACAGAGACCCCAAGGACAAUCCCCUCGGCAUUCCCUUUAUCCUGACUGCCGAGUCCUGCUUCCCAGCACUUGUUGAAGACGUCUCAUCCAUCUUCGAGAAGUACCCGAUACACAGCAACGUCAAUCUCCACCAGACGUUACAGACAGUGCAAGGCAAUGGCGUCUUCAUCAAAGAAGACAACAAAUUCAUUUUCACCAAAGUUCUGGUUGGACAAGAGGCCACAGCUCAGUUCAAGAUCUCGAACGGCAGCAGUAUCCCAUGUGACGUGGUCCUCUCCAUCAAAGCCAUGCCUGGAGAGCCUCACGACGUCAUCAGCAACAUCUUCAAGUUGGAUCCUGACAAGAUGAGCCUUCCCGGCUUAUCCCACGCCUUUGCUACAGUGACCUUCUCUCCAGAACAAAAGGAAGAGUACCAGGGCAUUUUCACAGCUUCCCUUGUUACCCCAACAAGCUCCGUGAAUGCAGCACCACAACAACUGACCUUCACUAUCAGUGGAGAGGGGAACGUGCCUGAGGUGACAGUGGUGUACCCAGGCCUUCAGAGCAAGAGAGGAAACCCUGUGCUGCGCUUCAGGAGACUCCUGCUGGGGGAUUCACAGAAACUCCCCCUGGUCCUUCGUAACAACGGCGUCAUACCCACCAAGUUUGCAGUACGACUCUUGGAUGAACAGCGAGUUUUCUCCAUGAAAGGCAGGAAGUCUGCAUUCCAGGCCUUCCACAUUGGAGACGUGGAAGAGGACUCCACCAGAAAAGCCAAGAAGCAUCACAAGCAGCCUUACAUGCUCCUGGAACAGGGACAAUCAGCAGAAUUUGACGUGUUUUUCAAACCCACCCGGGUCCAACGUCUGGAAGGGAAGGUCCGUGUGGAACUGUCAGGCAGUAAUGAGAUCAACAUCGAGCUGGUGGGUGAAGGCUAUGAUGAUGACUUCACCCUGGAUAACCUCCCUGAAUUAGAAGACAGUGAGGAGAUCAGUGCUAAAGGCAAUCUGGAGGACGACAUCAUUGAGGCUGUCAAAGGGAAUCACAUUGAGUUUGGGGACUGUGCAGUCGGGAAACACUGCAGCAAGACCUUCACAGUCACCAACCGCAGCAAGGAGGAGGUGAUGCGGUUUGAGUGGCCGGCAGAUGCCCCGUUCCAGUUCUCCCCCAAGGCGGGACACCUCCAGCCUGGCCGUGCCAAGGAUAUCAAGGUGACCUUGAAAUCCAAUGUCCCAGUCACCUUCAAGAAGCACUCUGUGACAUGUAAGGUGGCCAAGAUCAAGUACCAGCUGCCACCAGAAGAGGUUUACGAGUGGGACGACGAAAUGCGCACGGUCCAGUGGGAGGAUACCACCGAGAAACGCCCAGGAGCCCGCUGGCCUCUGAAGCGGAAGGUGGCCAGGGCACUUCAGGAACCAUCUCACACCGUCCUGGGUGAGAGGAACUACGAGGUCGAGCUCAGUGCUCGAGUUGACUAC